AUGCCGCUAUCCUCUCGCUUCGGGCGAGUCAAGCCAGAAGCUGAUGACAUAGACUUGUCCUUCCUCGACGAUGACGAGGACAUUGCAGCACUCAGAAAAGCAACGUCAAGGUCAUCUAAGGGCAAGGUUCCUGCCACAUCCAGCUCACAAAGAUCCGCCAAAAUCACGACAUCCGCAGGCUCCAGCUCAACUCGGACUCAUUCGAGGAGCUCUUCCUCACAACAAUUGAAACCCUCUCCGAGACGCAGUCGGAAUCCGCAGCCGAAACACAGUCAUCGUCGUGAUUCUUUCGUCGAGGAUAAUGAUGACGAGAUCAUACAGGAAUACGACAGCGAUGUUGAUGACAAAGACAGUGAUGACAUCGAUAUUGAUGACAUCAUUGCUUCCAUUAACGGUGGCGGAUCGCGCAACGCAAAGUCUCGCCCCGGCAAGCAGAGUUCAGCACCGAAAGGCAAGGGGAAGACGAAUGGCGCUUCCCGCUCAAAAGCACGGGCAACUUCCAGUCGUCCGCAUCCAUCCGCCGCUUCAAUUCCUGGUGGAAGGCAACUGCCUCCGCCUCGCAAGCGCUUCCUGCUCGCCAACCACUCAGAUGAGGGCUCUGAGGACCAAGAAGAUGACUUGUCCAGCCACGGCAGCGACUCGUUGCAGCAGGAGCUGGAGGACCUCAAAGAUUCCAGUGAGGAAGAGCAAUUGCGCCCGUCCACACGACGUACACAAGGCAACACCGGCACAAGCGGUCGAGUUCUGGGCGCAACCAGGUCGAGACGAACACAGGCACUCGAUGAUCAAAAGGAUGACGACGACGACGACGACGAGGACGACUUCGAGCAGGCAACGCGCGCACGCAAGAAGAGCGCGAUUCGAAGUCGCAAAAACAAGAAGGACAGAUCUCGCCGCUUCGACGACGAUGAAGAUGAAGAAGAUUGGGAUGAGGAAGUAGACGAAGAUGAUGACGGCGAGGAAGAGGAGGAACAAGACGAACUGAAGAACUCCGAUGACCCAGAUUACAGCCACCACUCCAAGCGCAAGAGGUCAUCCGCAGCCAAAUUCACAUCAGGUUCGAAGCGUCAGCGUGUUACCAAAGGAGCUAGGCACAGACAAAGCCGAGCCAAUCCGCGACGGAGGAUAGCUGUGCGUCGAACUCGCUCGACCCGGGCGCGCCCACCGAGGAUGCGCUUCGCUUUGCAGGGAGAGCUCCCAGAGCCAAUCACCGAUCCGCCCAGCCACGCCACCGUGCCAAUCAUCACCAUCGACGAAUCCGUUCAGGCACCUAUCAUCAAAGGCGUACCUUUCAUCGACGACAUCGAGGCUCAUUACAGCCUCUCUGAGCAUUCCAGCGGGGAGGAAGAAGUGGCGAGCGACGAUGCCCUCGACGAAGACCAGAUGGUAUCAGACGCCGUCUCCAUCUCAUCAUCCGACGACGUUGAAGCCUAUCAGGAGCCCGAGACGCAAGUCGAGAAACACUGGCCAGGCUGCAAACGUUGCGCCGAUGGUCCCGCUCUGCCUCUCUACAACAAGGCACUCUCUCAACUCAAACGCGCACAGAAGCGCGAAGCCAAGAAGCGACGCGACAAGUCUCCCGAAAGACUUGACUCCCGGGGCCGCCAGCGAAAGACUUUUGUGGACGACACUACCGGUGCACCUGGUCCUGUGCAGCAAGCCGAGGAAUGGAUCGAGGUGCUCGAAGAUCGCGGAGGCUGGUUCGAGUGCAAGACCUGUUCCGUGUCUUGGCAUUGGGGCUGUCUUCCACAGGACUCCCAAAAAGCCAUACUUCUGCGGAUCAAUACAGAGCGCACUGCUCGCCAUCGGGCCGUGUUUGGUGAAAAGGCGCCUCCCCCCGCUCCUAUCCGAUACAUCGACAUCGACGAGAUGCUGGAUACCGACUCGUGUCCUGACUGUGCCGGUUACGCCUCAUAUUGCACCCUGUGCAAGGCUAACGUCGACGGCCUGCGCACUGUCGAGGAGCAGCUCGGCUUCACAGAAGCGAUGCUCGAGCAGUACCCUGCUCCACCAACUACUCUGAUUGCCAACAGGCUGUUUCGCUGCAAGCGCUGCUCCCGCGCGACUCACUACGAAUGUCUUGCUCGCGCGCAAACGGACGGAGAGGACAAGACCGUCGAGGAAAUCGCGCAGUCCGUUCAGCAGGCAGGCUGGCUGUGCUCCGACUGCCACCGCUGGCCAGCUGUCGAGAGAAUCAUCGCCUGGCGCCAGCUGGACCGCAGCCUUUGGAACGACGAGGAAGCCAAGCGCUGCGCAUACGCAGUCCUGUCGCCGCGAGAGAAUUUGCCUCGCGAGUACCUUGUCAAGUUCAAGGGCAAGUCGUUCCGCGAGACUGAAUGGGUGCCGCAUGACUGGUUGCGCAUUCUCCAUCAAGCCAUGCUUUCCAGCUUCCUCACCAAGGGAGGUCGUCUCGAGCUGGAGCCCGCUGAGCUUAUCGAAUCGACCGCCGCUUUGGCCAGCGCACGUAGGAACCGCGCUUCUCUUGCGCUGAGUGGAGGUCGAGCCUUGCCAUCGACGCCAGUGCAGACGCGGUCCGUCGAGAAAACGCUUCAAGUGGACGAGACAGGCCAGGUCGACAUCGGCCCACCCGGUCCUAUGCCCGACGCCCAUCGAAGAAUCCCGAAGGCAUGGAGAACGCCAGACCGCAUCCUGGCUGUCAAGUUCUUCUUCUCGAUCAAAAAGGAGGAUGACGUUGAAGAUGAGAUUGGCGGCGAGGUCGUUGACUCGGACUCGGUGCCAUUGGAGAAGGUCGAGCCUUCUGAUUACCUUCGCAGCUGGAGACAUGUAGCCAAGCUGCUCGUCAAGUGGCAGGAUCAGUCGUACGAGGGCUCGACAUGGGAGGACCCACCUAACCGACGCAAGCAAGGAGACAUCUUCUACGACUGCCAAGAGGCUUAUCGGGCGUUUCUCCUUGCUCAAAAAGUGACCUUCCCAACUCUGACUGCAGGAGAGAAUCGCAGAAAGCAAGAGCGUCGUCUCGCGAAGUCCGGCAAUCGCUUCCGUGCUUUGGACGACCAGCCGGACUGCAUCGAGGGCGGCGACCUCAUCGACUUCCAGCUUGAGGGUGUCAAUUGGCUCCGAUACGGUUGGUACAACCAGAAGUCGGGCAUUCUCGCCGAUGAGAUGGGUCUGGGUAAGACAGUCCAGAUCAUCACCUUCCUGGCUUCGAUCUGGAAGGAAGGCAAAGCCGGGCCCUUCCUCGUGGUCGUGCCCAACGCGACUCUACCCAACUGGAUGCGUGAGUUCGAGAAGUGGAUGCCUCAAUUUCGAGUGGUGCCGUACUGGGGCGAGGGCGAGGCACGAGACAUGAUCUCGCGAUACGAGCUCUUUCACUCUAAAAGGACGCUCGCCCAGGCUGAUGGCGCGAUCCGCCCGAUCAAGUUCCAUGUUGUCGUUGCCUCGGACACAAGCGUGCGAAUCGACUCAUUGCCGCUUAGGAAGGCUGGUCUUUGGGACGUCAUCAUCGUCGACGAAGGCCAGAACCUGAAGUCCGGCAAGUCACUCUUAUUGAAGCGCUUGAACGAGAUGCCCACAGAACAUCGCGUCAUCAUGACCGGUACGCCUCUCAACAACAACGUUACGGAGCUCUUCAAUCUGCUCAACUGGCUUGAACCUGGAGGUCAGUGGAAGGAUGUCAAGGCCCUGGAGAACGAAUACAGUGUUCUAAAGCCAGAGGUCAUCGGGGAGCUUCAAAAGCGCUUGAAGCCGUACUUCCUUCGUCGUCUCAAGAAAGAGGUGCUCGACCUGCCACUCAAGGUCGAGCUCAUCGUCCCCGCCUCGCUACGACCCAUUCAGAAGCGUAUCUAUCGAUCCAUCCUGGAGUCCAACAUCGAGGACAUUCAAGCACUCGCAGCCUCUCGAGAGACCGGUGGGAAGAAGAAGAAGAAGUCGACGAUCGCCAAUCUCAACAACACGCUCAUGCAGCUGCGCAAGUGCAUCCAGCAUCCAUACCUGAUUGCUCCUGAUCUCGAGACACGCGAAGGCGAUGACAACUACGAGGCGACGUGGGGGCAUCAGCGAUUGGUCGAUGCCAGCGCCAAGCUCUCGCUGUUGCAACGAAUCCUUCCCAAACUCAAAGCGGGCGGCCAUCGCAUUCUGCUCUUCUCCCAAUUCGUCAUCAAUCUAGACAUCGUCGAGGUGUUCUUGCGCGGCGAAGGAUAUAAGUACCUGCGACUGGAUGGUAACGUCGGCCAGAAGCAGCGUCAGAAGGGCAUCGACGCUUUCAACGCGCCCGACUCGCCCUACUUCAUUUACAUGAUCAGCACGCGCGCUGGUGGUGUCGGUAUCAAUCUUGCAAGCGCCGACACUGUCAUCAUCAUGGAUCCGGACUGGAACCCGCACGUUGACAUGCAAGCAAUUGCUCGUGCGCACCGUAUUGGUCAGACCAAGAAGCUGCUCGUGUUCACGCUCAUGUGCAAGGCGACGGCAGAGGAGAGGAUCAUCGAAGGAGCAAAGCGCAAGAUGAUGUUGGACCACCUGAUCGUUCAGAACCUCGACAAGGAAGAUGAGCGGCCAGACGAGCUCGAGUCGAUCCUCAAGUUCGGUGCUCAAGCGCUGUUUGCUGAAGGCGGUACCGAGGAGUCGGAGCGGGACAUCCGAUACACCGAUGAGGAUCUCGACUCGCUAUUGCGACUACGAGAAGAUGCUGGUGAUGAGGACGAAAAGGAGCAGGACAAUGCUGCAGGCGAGAACGGGGAGCCAAAAGGUACCUUCUCGUAUGCGCGAGUGUGGGAGGCUGACCAGGUAGCCAGCACCACCACCAGCGGAGUUGCGCCUGCCACCGUUGUCGAUGAUGACUUCUGGGCUGAUCUGUUGCAGAAGCAUCGCGAAGAUGCAGCGAAGCGCGCCGAGGAGGCUCGUGAGAAGGAAGCACAAGAGAAGCGUGCCUCGAGACGUGACCGCAUUAAAGCGAUGCUGCAGGAGGAAGAGACCGGGAACGCCGAACCUGUAGCGGCUCCAGCUAGGCGGGGCCCCGGUCGACCAAAGAAGGUACCCAAGCCGGUUGUCGACGAAGACUGGAACGCUAACGGAGCCAAUGCUGAAAGCGACAGUGAUGACGUCGAGCUCAUGGACGCCGUGCGGGAGGAGGACGAGCUUCUCCCUGCUGUACAGGCUUUGCGACGUCGACAGGCCUUGUCUUCAAAUGCUGCUGUUGCAGCUGCAGCCGCUGCGAGAUCGGCUGCUGUCAAGGCUUUUGCCGGCGGUGCUAGUAAGGGAGCUGCCGCUGCUGCCGUUGUUGCUGGCGCUCCUUCAGUUUUUGCGGCUACUUCCAAGCCGGCAGCACCGAGGCCACCUGCAUCAUCGACUGCAUCAGCUUCGGCGAAGAAGGCCAAAUCCGCACCACAGAGCCUUGCCGCGUUGCAACGCGACCUCAUCGCCGAGCAUCGAUUACCGCGACCAUUGCCACUCAGCGACCUAGACCUGUCUCUUCCCACCAGCGUCGUGCGCCCUGGCCACCUGGCCGCCAUGCGCAAGGUGCUGCUCUCGCUUUUGCAUGACAGCCAAUUCGCCCAAGAAGUGCACAAGAGGUCUCUCACCAACACCGUACCAGAUCUGUCUCCGCCGCAUAUGCGAUUCCAGCUCACGAACACUCAUAUCAACUACUACAUGCAUUCAUUUGGUGCGCCUCGCGCACUGUUCGAAGCUGCUUUCAACAUCAUUGCGGAGGACAAUAUUCCUGCGGAGAUCCUAGCCUUGCCGCAUGGUGGUGCCAUCGCUCUCGAUUGGAGGAAGAUCAGAGAGUUACUUCUCAGGACGGCAACGUACAUGGUGAUGACCCUUCGCAAGCCCAAGAAUGAGCAGCCGUGGAAAGCUGCAAUCGAAGAGUGGGCCAAGACACAAGCGAGCAGGCCGACGUCGAACGUUAUUAACAUUGCCGAUUUGCUCUUUGCUAAUGGAAGACCGAACUCCGCACCAGCUCCGUAUACGACCGCAGCUGCAGCCGAUGUUCUCAAAGACAAGGCAAGAUCAGACGCAUGGCUGCAUAGCAUCACCACACGUGGUGAUGCCGAACUGACCAAAAUAGCAAGGCUCAUCACCUUCAAUCACUUGUCUACGACUUCGCCGAAUCUGAUGUUGAUGGUACAGCAUUUCGUUGACGGCAAGGGCGUCAAGCCAGCAUAUGGACCGGCAAAGCUUUCGAUCCGCUCGGCUAUGCCAAGGGAUGUACCGUUCGCGGAUCCAGAGGUCAUGGGACCACCUUCGUCGAUCCCUGCAGCACAAUCGUCGUCGUCUGCUCCCGCUGCUGGAAUUCCAUCUCCAGCUCCUCCCAGUUCACAGGGCCGCAACCGAGUCUUUGCUGCCCUCUCUCGCUUGUCAGCUUUCUCAGGCGGCAGUCCAAUGAGGAUCGACGUAUCAAAGAAGGACCUCAGCAAGCUCAACGUCGACGUGGCGGUCAACUACCGCAAGCCUCGCAUCAGAUCUUCGCGAAGCAGCAUCAGCGGCUCUCCUCGCUCGUCUAUGGGCCCUUCACGCUCGCCAGCUUUGCAAGGUGACAGCUUCACUCCUGCUGUAUCGGUCGACGGCGGCUCAGAUGCGGGUGGCGAAGAAACGGUGUACGUGGCACCUUCAGCCCAGACAUGCAUCAUCUGCGGCGGAGACUUCCACUUCCUUAACAGGUGUCCAGAGAUGCAAGACGUGACGAGGGCUUCAGCUCGAUGGUUCCAGCUGUGUGAUCAGCUGCGUGUGUUGAUGCAGAGGGGACAGACGGAUGGCGAUUCGGACGUGGCGACGAUCAAGACCACGAUCAAGGUGAUGGCGAGGAAGUUGAACGGUUUGAGAGCACAGAGUGGGCAAGGUCCGCUGAUGCCUCCUUGUGACUAG
Ustilago hordei is the source of this 6822-nucleotide messenger RNA. Its product is annotated as putative CHD1 - transcriptional regulator. The transcript has a single exon. Lineage: Eukaryota; Fungi; Basidiomycota; Ustilaginomycetes; Ustilaginales; Ustilaginaceae. The coding region runs from base 1 to 6822 and encodes 2273 amino acids. Gene Ontology annotation, biological process: negative regulation of transcription by RNA polymerase II; chromatin remodeling. Gene Ontology annotation, molecular function: histone binding; ATP hydrolysis activity; ATP-dependent chromatin remodeler activity. Gene Ontology annotation, cellular component: chromatin; nucleus. The record is from RefSeq and is a predicted model, not a curated record.